AUGGUCUCUCUUCGUUACAAGCUUUUAGAGGAGCAUACAUGCGCGUGGGGAACUGACGUCAUCGACCUACCCCCUGCGAUGGCUUUGCGUGCGUGUUGGGGCGCGUUGUUGAGUUUGGCGUGCGUGUGCACGGCGCUGGUUUGUCCCGACGGCAGCUCCUGCCCGGACGGAAGCACGUGCUGUAAAGACGCGCUGGGACGCUACGGCUGCUGCCCGCUGCUUCGAGCCGUUUGCUGCUCGGACGGCCUCCAUUGUUGUCCGGAAGCGACCGUGUGCGACCUGGAGCAUGCCACGUGUACCAAUAAGAUGGUGACCCUUCCCUGGAAGAGGUCACUUCCCGCUACGCAGGUGGGGGCACAAGUGAACGACGGCGCGUCGGCCGUCAUGUGCCCGGAUCGGCAGUCCGAGUGCCCGGACGCCGCCACGUGUUGCGAGCUUCCCAACGGCUCCUGGGGGUGCUGCCCGCUAACCAAGGCGGUGUGUUGCGACGACAAGCUCCACUGUUGCCCCGAGGGAAGCGUCUGCGAUCUGGUCCAGUCCAGAUGCGUGUCGCCGGGUGGAGAGCGGCGACCUUUACUGGACAAAUUUCCCGCCGGGACCCGUCCGAACGCUCCGGCGGGUAGGGGGCGCGACGAACUCCGGAACAUCUCGGCACUCGACCGACGGGACGUAGCGGUUCGCGCCGAGCCCGCCGACCUGGAGUGUCCCGACAAGAGGUCGACGUGUCCCGACGAGACCACGUGCUGCCAGAUGAGUUCGGGCGAGUACGGCUGCUGCCCCAUGCCCGACGCCACAUGCUGUUCGGACAAACUCCACUGUUGCCCUCACGGCACCGUUUGCAAUUUAACCGCCGGCACGUGUGACGAACCCAGAAGUGGCGGCGGCGGCGGCGUCUCCCGGGAGCCGGAGACCCCGUCCCUCCCCCGGCCGGCCAAAGCGGCGGGCGCCAAUGCUUGCGAUGAGCGGACCCGCUGCCCCGAAGGCGCCAGCUGCUGCUUCAUGAAGAGCGCCGGCGAGUGGGGUUGCUGCCCGCUGCCGCGGGCGGUGUGCUGCGAGGACGGUUCCCACUGCUGCCCCGCCGGGCACACGUGCCGGCCGCAUCGUUCGUCCUGCUCCCGAGGACUCGGCGAGGUCCCCUGGCUGGCCAAAAUUCCCGCCUUGGCCACCGCGGCGGACGUCAAGUGCGACGACAAGAGCAGCUGCGCGGCGGGCACCACCUGCUGCGAGCUGCCCACCGGAGAGUGGGGGUGCUGCCCGCUCGUCAAGGCCGUGUGCUGCGCCGACCGCGAGCACUGCUGCCCGCAGGGUUACUCGUGCAACAUGGCGACGGGAACGUGCGAGAAGACUACGCCGGAGGCGGCGCCCUGCGACGCCGAGGGCGCCUUCGCCUGCGCCGAGGGAGAGACGUGCUGUCGGAGCUCCGCCUCCCGGUGGGCCUGCUGCCCGUCCCCCCAGGCGGUUUGCUGCGCCGACAUGAAGCACUGUUGCCCCGCCCACUUUUCCUGCGAUCCGAACGGCGGCUGCGUCCGGACGCCGUCUAAAAUCGCCGACCCGGGUCUUCUUUAA
This is a messenger RNA of Nerophis lumbriciformis (worm pipefish), 1566 nucleotides long. Lineage: Eukaryota; Metazoa; Chordata; Actinopteri; Syngnathiformes; Syngnathidae. The record is from RefSeq and is a predicted model, not a curated record.